UUUAUAACCCCUGCGUAGUUAUUUAUAUGUGCUGUUGCUUCUUUGAGAAUUGUGCGUUUAUCUCCAAGGUUAGAUGUCCAGCUAGCAUGUUGUAACGGUAUAGCUAACGGUAUCUGUUAUGUAAUGAUGUUUAGCUUUGCAGUGCACAGUUAAAUCCUUUGGUUCAUUGGUUUCUAGAGCUCCAUUGCAGCGACACAGAACGGUCAAGCUAGGCACGGAUUUAGCAACCGUACCAGUGGGGUUUCUGUUUAGCUGGAUAUAAAAGUGUGCGUGCGUGUGUGUGCUUGGGAAAGGAGUAGGGUGUCACUAAUAUGCUCGCAACUAUCAUAUUUUUUGCUUGUUAGUGUGUCAGUGCAACUUAGACAGCAACCAGCUAACUGACUGUCAAACCCCCUACACGCCUUCCUCCCGGCCAUCUGCUAUCCUUUGUCCCAACUAAGAGAUGCAGCACUGAACGUUUGCGAUGAGCAGAACGAGCUGUUGUUUAGCAUUGGUCACUUGGGAACUUAUCUAUACCAGCUGCUUGUACACAUAAGCACAAUGGCUGUCCCUCCAGCAUACUCAGACCUGGGCAAGGCCGCCAAAGAUAUAUUCAGCAAGGGAUAUGGCUUUGGUGUUGUGAAGCUGGACCUCAAGACCAAAUCACAAAGCGGAGUGAUGGAGUUCAACACAUCUGGCUCCAGUAACACAGAUACAGGGAAGGCCUCAGGGAGCCUGGAGACCAAGUACAAGAUGAAGGAGCUAGGCCUGAGCGUCAACCAGAAGUGGAACACAGAUAACACCCUGGGUACUGAAGUCACUGUGGAGGACCAGCUGGCUCAAGGACUGAAAGUUGGCUUGGAUACAUCUUUUGUACCAAACACAGGCAAGAAGAGUGGCAAGCUCAAGACUGGCUACAAGCGUGACUAUAUGAAUAUUGGCUGCGAUGUUGACUUUGAGGGUCCCAUCAUCCACGCUUCUGCUGUGUUGGGCUAUGAAGGCUGGCUGGCAGGCUAUCAGAUGGCCUUUGAUACGGCCAAAUCCAAACUGGCUCAGAACAACUUUGCACUCGGAUACAGGGCCGGGGACUUCCAGCUUCACACCAAUGUUAAUGACGGGACUGAGUUUGGCGGCUCCAUCUACCAAAAGGUAAAUGACGAGUUGGAGACAGCGGUUACUCUGGCCUGGACAGCUGGCAGCAACAACACUCGUUUCGGCAUUGCUGCCAAAUACAAGCUGGACAAAGAUGCCUCUCUGUCUGCCAAAGUGAACAAUGCCAGUCUGAUUGGAAUAGGCUACACCCAGAGCCUUCGACCAGGUGUUAAGGUCACCCUCUCAGCUCUCAUUGAUGGCAAGAACUUCAACGCCGGCGGACACAAAGUCGGCAUGGGCUUCGAGGUUGAAGCGUAAACACGAAACCUACAAAUAAAGAAGAAGAAGCCCACUUCAGCACUUAGUUUUCGGCACCCUCCUAUCACGAUAACUUGUCUCCUUCUCUUGUCUCUGGACUCUCCCUCACACACCCCUCCCUUGUUCAUACUUCUGAUGAGCAUUUCUGACAGUAAUAGUCAAGUCUUAGCAUUAUGCUUAAAAAGUUGUGAGGCUGAUCCUGAAACUGGCGGUGCAUAGUUGUGGAGAAUUGUUUUUAUGGCGUUUGAAAUAACUAUUUAUUUCCCUGUAGGUCUUGAAUGAAGUAGUUGUUGGUGUACAUGUGUAGCUCAUUUAAAGCUUCAGUACUGAGUUAUUACUGCAUUCCUAAAAGCAUGUCAAAUGAAGGGUUGGAUGCAGAGCUUAAAGCUUAUUUGCUUGGUUAAAAAAGGUGCAGAGUGUCUGUCGUCUCUUUAUUUUUGUAUCCAUUUGAACGGUUUUGGCUUUUUUUGCUGCAAUCCAAGGACUAUUUAAUCCAUGUCAUUGUUUGCAUACAACACAUAUCAUUAAAUAUUGAAGUAGUGGUGGAUGAAGUUAAAGACCAAUUUCUGGAAUGACGACAUGAAAGAUGUUAGAUCUAUUCUUGCACAUGUCUCAAAAUGCUCUUUUAGCCCUUUGUGACUUCUGUUUUUGGUAGGUGAAAUCAACAUAAUGGAAUCUUCUGGUAGCUCUUUGGGUUUGUUUGUUUUUUUACAUUUCUACAGUGUUGUUUUCAUCUAUCUGUCUCAGCUCAACGGUCACAAUGAAAGUGAGGUUAUUUUGCUUCUGUAUCUCAGAGGCACCAGUUAUCUUAACUUGACUGCCAGCUGUUUCCUCAUGUUGCUCGGGGACCUCACUCGUUGCUGUCAGUGAUCGUGUCUUCAAAACUAUCUCCACUCUUAAGCUCUGUAUAUUAAAGUACAGGUGCUUGUCCUCCAAGUAAUUCCAGUUGAAACACUUGAGGAGUGUUGUGUCCCCAGAUGUCUGUCCUGUUACUUUGGUUGGAAAUCCUGUAUCAGAAUGUGUUUCUUGUUCAUCUUAUGUUGUCAUUAUUAUUAUUAUUAUUAUGAGACUUUCUUUUCUUUGUCACAUAGACACAGUACCUCAUUUUUUCCAGUGUAAACUAAGAGAACUCUAAUAAUAAAAAAAAAAAAAGGGAAAACAGCA
Molecule: messenger RNA, 2553 nt
Organism: Haplochromis burtoni (Burton's mouthbrooder)
Lineage: Eukaryota; Metazoa; Chordata; Actinopteri; Cichliformes; Cichlidae
Product: Voltage-dependent anion-selective channel protein 2-like
Exons: 10
Coding region: 541-1389 (282 amino acids)
Biological process (GO): monoatomic anion transmembrane transport
Cellular component (GO): mitochondrial outer membrane
Molecular function (GO): voltage-gated monoatomic anion channel activity
Source: RefSeq, a predicted model, not a curated record